CGCAAGCCAGCAUGUUUAACGCUCGGACAGCGUUGAACUUCAAUUGGGCAAAAUUACUCGGCGGGAGAUCAAAUGCGGAAUUUACCAAGUCUAAAAAAAAUCUUGGCACACAGGAACAUGACCUCUUUGGAUUAUUAAUUCAAAUAAGUUGUGGCGAAAAGAGAAGACACGUGCCAAUUUUGAUGGUUGAUUUAAAUACCAGUGUAAUAUAA
This is a messenger RNA of Acaulospora morrowiae, 212 nucleotides long. The record is from the annotation of a GenBank genome assembly. Lineage: Eukaryota; Fungi; Glomeromycota; Glomeromycetes; Diversisporales; Acaulosporaceae.